UCAUGCAACACUCCAUCAUCACAUUCAAUGACCGCAGCAUUUCUUAUUGUUCUCAGCGUGGAAGAACAGGAGGCCUUGUCAUCAUCCAUUCCCGGUCUUGAUCGGCUCCAUCCUUAACCCACAAUUCACGCCUCCCCUCGUCACCCUCUCGAUACAUAUCUCGAAAGGAAGAGCCAGUGUUUCUGCUGCUGUGCCGGCAACCAGAACGGCGACCUCUUCCAUGCGCCAUUAAUGACGUAUAAAGCUCGCCAUCGACUCCCGUCGCUGGGUUUUGCCUCCUUCGGCUGCUCCAUGAUGACCCACUCGUCCCAUCAAACCCAUGCUGUGUUUCUCUUCUUUGCGCUUUCGUUGCUGUGUGUCGCUACAGGCGCUGCUGGGUGCAACCGGACCUGCGGCUCCGGCCCUGCCGUCCCCUACCCCUUCGGCUUCUCCGCCGGGUGUCCGAUUCGUCUUAACUGCUCCCAAGACGGCGCGAGAUUCCUCGGCGAGUUUCGCGUUCGGAACAUCACAACCGACGCCGUGCACUUGGACGUGCCGCCGGUCUGCGACCGCUUCAUCCACCGCGCCACCGCCGGGCUCUUCGGGGCCAACUACGCCAUGACGGCGAGCAACGCGCUUUUCCUUCGCAACUGCACGUCCAAAACCGGAUCCGAGUGUAGCAUCUCCACCGAUAUCAUCGCCAAGCGGAUGAAGCUGACCAGCUGCGGGCCCAAGGACGACGACAUCAGCUGCUACUCCAGCGGGAGGACGGACGGGUUCCUAUCCGACGCCAACUUCACGGCAGCCGCCACUCACUGCCGGCUCCUGUACACCUCGGUGAGGUACGGCGAGGACGCCUCCUCCGACCAACCGUCGCUCGUAUUCGGGUCCGCGGAGAUCGGGUGGUGGCUCAACGGGGAGUGCCGGUGCGCGGCCAACGCCACCUGCAAGCGCGUGGACGUGCCGGUCGACCCCCAGAGUAGCUCCAAGAAAGGGUUCAGGUGCAGCUGCCACGAGGGGUUCAUCGGCGACGGCUUCGCCGAGGGCGAGCGUUGCCGGAGAGAUGCUGCAGCAUCGAUAAGCUCCGUUCCCGGUGGCAAAGCUGGUGCUAUUGUUGGAGGGGCCGUGGCUGGAGCCGCUCUUUCUCUUGGCUUGGCACUGCUCUGCUACCUCGUCAGACGCCGGGGGAUCGUCUCCCAAGUGGAGGAAUCCGGCACCCGACGCCUGCUCGACGAGACAUCCUGCACCGUCGCCGUCUACUCCCACAAGGAGGUCGAACGUGCCACCGGCAACUUCUCCGAUGCGUACAAGCUCGGUGCCGGCGCCUACGCCACCGUGUACAUGGGACGGUUCUCCAACACCGGCCUCGUCGCCAUCAAGAGGCUCAAACACCCUGACACCGACAACAUCGAACAUGUUAUCAACGAGAUCAAGCUCGUCUCCUCCGUCAGCCACCCCAACCUCGUCCACCUCUUGGGCUGCUGCAUCGACAGCGGCGAGCACAUACUGGUCUACGAGUUCAUGCCCAACGGCACCCUGUCGCAGCACCUCCACCGCGAGCGGGGCAACGGCCUGUCAUGGUCCGCCCGGGUCUCCAUCGCCACCGAGACCGCCAGGGCCAUCGCGUACCUCCACACCGCGGUGCACCCGCCCAUCUACCACCGGGACAUCAAGUCCAGCAACAUCCUGUUGGACUACGACCUUCGGCCCAAGCUGGCGGACUUCGGACUCUCGAGGGUCGGCAUCGUGGAGUCGUCCCACAUCUCGACCGCGCCGCAGGGGACGCCGGGCUACGUCGACCCGCAGUACCACCAGAACUUCCACCUCUCGGACAAGAGCGACGUGUACAGCUACGGAGUGGUGCUGGUGGAGAUGAUCACGGCGAUGAAGGUGGUGGACUUCCGUCGUGCGGCGAGCGAGGUGAACCUGGCGUCGCUCGCGGCCGACAAGAUCGGGAAGGGGCUGGUGGAGGACAUCGUAGACCCGAUUAUCAAAGAGAAUUGGAACGGUCAGACCAGGGCUUCGGUGCAGAAGGUGGCGGAGCUCGCUUUCCGGUGCCUGGCGUUCCACAGGGACGCGAGGCCGUCGAUGGCGGAGGUCGCAGAAGAGCUGGAAAAGAUCAUGAUGGAGGAGUGUAGCCCAGCUCAACCUGAAGGAUCGGAGGAGCAACAUGAUGAGCCACAGAGUAGGAGGUCGGCGGCGGAGAGCGUAGUGGUGGAGAAACCCCAGGCAGUGUCCCCAGUUUCAGUGCAGGAUCAAUGGACCAGUGAGCGUAGCUCUUCUCCUUGUUCCUCCUCCUCUGUUGCCUCCUCGAGAAAUCUUAAUCGUUGAAUCUAAUGUGCAGUAGAAUUCCUUUGUAGGCUAAAAGCUGUUGAUACUUUGCAUCGAGUACAACCAAGUUUUCCUUACUAUUCUUGUAACUGAAGUGUUUGCCGAAAUGGUAUGCCGAUUACGCAUCCUUCAAAAGGUGGCUCUUUUGAGUGAGGUGAGCUUCACCAAGGAGCCGAGCGGCGACGCACCAACCUCGAUCUCGAAGGAGUCGUAGCGCAGGAAGAGCUCCACCACCAGCAAUCGCGCCACUGUCACCACGAAGUCCUUCCCGGCGCACUGCUUGUUCUCCGUGGUCGGUCCCUCCGUCUCCGGCCCGUUAGACCACAGCACGUGACGCAGCAGCGCCGCCCCCUCGGCUCCCACGAAUCGGUCCGCCACGAACUCCUCCGCACGCUCGAACACCCGUGGGUCCCUCGUCGCAAACGGCUGGUACCCGAACAGCACCUCCCCAGCACGCACCUCGAACCGGCCGUCGUGGCUCGCCACCACCAUGUCCCGCUUCGCCCGCCCGUACUGCAGAGGCAUGGGGGGUUCCACCCGCAGCGCCUCGUACACCACCGACCGAGUCAGCGGCAUCGCCGCCUCCACCGCCCGCACCAUCACCUCCCCGUUGCCCGUCCCACGCACCGCCGACCGGACCUCCUCCGCGAUCCGACCGUGGAGUCGCGCCCCGGCCCGGCCGAUCGACUUGAUCAGGGUCGGGAACAGGAUCUUCAUGCCGCUGAAGGCGUUGAAGCAGGUGGCGAACAUGACGUUGUGGAGCGCCUCCUCCCUCGAGACCCCGAACCGCUUCGCCUCGUCCAGGAACGGCCCAGCUGACUCGCGAAAGAAAUCGGUGAGCCGGUCGUAGUCGGCCCGGACCAGCGCCGGCGGGAGGCGGAAGGAGUGGAGGAGGAAGUCCUCGAGGUAGGGUGGGAGACCGAGCUUCAGCAGAGGCCCAAGCUGGAACAGAACCCACUUGUUGAUCAACCCGGGGCCGUCUAGGCCCAGCCUUGAGCCAGCCGGAUCUGUUCCGAAGAAGCACCGCACCAGGAAGUCGAAUGCUGCUCGGUCAUUGGCGGCGCUGAAAUCCGCCUUCCCCUCCCUCGCGAUCUCCGCCUCCAUCGCCUCGAACAGGGACCCAAAGCUUCGGCGGAACUCGGGGACGACGGCGUGGCGGCGGGAGCCGAGGAGGAAAAAGAGUAGGCGCUUGAGCUGGGCGUGGUUGGGCUCGGCGGGGUCGAGGUAGGGAAGGACGCGGAAGCCGCCUGUGAGCUCGGUGGAGGGCAUGAAGGUCCCGGUGAAGAGGUCGCGCUUCUCGACGAGGGAGGUGUCGAAGAGGACGGGGAAGCUGGCGGCGUCGAGGAGGGCCACAACACGGGGGUCCGGCGCCACGAAGGGGCCCGGGGGCACGUUGACUCGGAACACGGUGGAGCCGUAGCGGCGGAUGCGGGACCUGAAAAACUGGUCGCGGCCCUCGAAGUAGAAGUAGGCCAGCCGGUCGCAAAGCGGGCCGAGGAAGGGGAGGCCGUAAUCGCCGGGAAUCUUCCGCAGCGGAAGAUCAGCGGAGGCGGAGGAUGAGACCCCGAUCGAUGCAGGACGCCGGUGGGCGCCGCUGCGGGAUCGACUCGGGGAAAUAGGUGUUCCAGACGAAAGGAUUAACGAAGCAGAAGAGGCCAUCGUCUGCCUUCGAAGGAGAAGCGGUCGUCGUUGUCGUUGCCAGUCGAGUUGAUCUCUCGGCUAAAUAAUAAUAAUAAUAAUAAUAAUAAUAUCUGUUAUUUUAUAAUAUAUUUUAAAAAUAUUUAUAUAUAUUUGUGAGACUGAAAUGCCAGUCUUUUAUAUUGCUGUUAGGUGAUCUCCUACUAGUAAAUUGGCAUAUGAUAAAAGAGUUCUUCUCCCUGUAAGAUUACUUGAGGCAUAAGAAAACUCAUCUUGAUUGUUCCA
This is a messenger RNA of Musa acuminata AAA Group (dessert banana), 4233 nucleotides long. RefSeq names its product wall-associated receptor kinase-like 14. NCBI's taxonomy places the organism in Eukaryota, Viridiplantae, Streptophyta, Magnoliopsida, Zingiberales, Musaceae. Gene Ontology annotation, molecular function: ATP binding; protein kinase activity. Bases 232 to 2310 code for a protein of 692 amino acids. The record is from RefSeq and is a predicted model, not a curated record. Gene Ontology annotation, biological process: protein phosphorylation. The transcript is spliced from 3 exons.